AUGGGGUCCCUCGUGGCCAAACUGCUCCUGCCUACCCUCAGCAGCCUGGCCUUUCUGCCCCCGGUCAGCAUCGCUGCCAAGAGGCGCUUCCACAUGGAAGCCAUGGUCUACGUGUUCACCAUGUUCUUCGUGGCGUUCUACCACGCCUGCAGCGGCCCAGGCCUCUCCAUGCUCUGCUUUCUCCGCCACGACAUCUUGGAAUACUUCAGUGUUUACGGGACAGCCCUGAGCAUGUGGGUCUCCCUGAUGGCUCUGGCUGACUUCGAUGAGCCUCAGAGGUCAACACUGGUGAUGUUCGGUGUGCUGACCAUCGCGGUCAGGACCUACCACGACCACCAGGGUUACGGGGUGUACUCGGGCCCCAUCGGCACGGCCGUCCUCAUCAUCACCGUGAAGUGGCUACAGAAGAUGAAGGAGAAGAAGGGUCUGUACCCUGACAAGAGUGUCUACACCCAGCAGAUAGGCCCCGGCCUCUGUUUUGGGGCCUUGGCCCUGAUGUUGCGUUUCUUCUUCGAGGACUGGGACUACACCUACGUGCACAGCUUCUACCACUGUGCUCUGGCCAUGGCCUUUGUCUUGCUGCUGCCCAAGGUCAACAAGAAGGCUGGGAACGCCGGGGCCCCAGCCAAGCUGAACUUCUCCACCCUUUGUUGUGCUUGUGUCUGA
Messenger RNA from Dipodomys spectabilis (banner-tailed kangaroo rat), 666 nucleotides. RefSeq names its product myomaker, myoblast fusion factor (gene Mymk). Gene Ontology annotation, cellular component: plasma membrane. Bases 1 to 666 code for a protein of 221 amino acids. The record is from RefSeq and is a predicted model, not a curated record. The transcript is spliced from 5 exons. NCBI's taxonomy places the organism in Eukaryota, Metazoa, Chordata, Mammalia, Rodentia, Heteromyidae.